GAUAAGAGUUGUUAAUACUCCCACCCACAAGAGGGCAGUGGCGAGUAGUGUUACUGCCUGUAAGCUGCACUUAUUGUUUUGUUUAGACAGUUGAGUUCAUGGGUAGAAGAAGAAGAUAACUACCUCUAUAUGUUAAUGUUUUUACCUACCUCUGCUGCAGUCAUUAAAAAAUAUGAACGUUAAUGGAGACCCAGUUUCUAUAGUGUAUUAGAAACAUCACAUGGUACCAGGAGUGGUCCGAAAGCAGAAGUCAUGGAAAGUGUGAAGCCGCCUGACGCUGUGAACUGGACUGGAAACGUCGACUGCGAGUGGAGGACGUUCAAGCAACGUUUUAUGCUGUACCUGCAAGCUAUCGGGCUAGAUAGCAAACCAGACGCACGGAAAAUAGCACUGCUUCUUACCGUCGCGGGUCCUCAAGCGGUGGAGGUAUUCAAUACGUUUGUGUACGCUGACGGAGAAGAUAAGGACAAGUUUGACACAGUUGUGCAGAAGUUUGAUGAACACUGUUCACCGAAGAAAAAUGAAACAUUUGAACGCUAUGUGUUUCGUUCACGCAUGCAGCAGCCCGGUGAGAGCUUUGAUGCUUUUUUGACGGAUUUGAAACUUAAAGCUAAAACGUGCAACUUCGGAAUGCUACAAGAUUCACUGAUUCGUGAUCAGCUUGUAUUCGGAAUUGAUGACAAGAAAGUGAGAGAGAGGUUGUUAAGAGAGACUGAACUUACCUUAGCUGGGGCUGUGAAAAUAUGCCACGCUAGUGAAUUAGCCCUGCAGCAUGCAAAAACUUUCAGCAAUGGUGUAAGGGGAACAGACAAAAGCAGCGCAGCGGUCGCCACAGUGUCUACUAGGCCACAGCAACAGAGAACAGGGCAGGCUAAACGCCACAAGGACUCAGAGACUUUUACCUGUAAAAGAUGUGGCACUCGACACGCACCAAAACAAUGCCCGGCAUAUGGCAAAGUGUGCAACAAGUGUAAAGGACAGAAUCACUUUGCAAAGCAGUGUUUUUCGAAAGGGAAACGGGGCAGAGGUGAACAUGUGCACACUGUGGAAGAAACUGCUCUAUCCGACACAUUCUUCGUGGGCAUGGUCAAGCAGGAAGACUUCAAACCUAAAGAGACUGAACAGUCAAAUGUGAACAAAGUGGAGCAGGACAAGUGGACUGUGCCCCUACAUGUAAAUGGAGCUGUCAUUCCUCUUAAGCUCGACACAGGAGCAAAGGCUAAUUUGAUGAGUGAGCUGGACAUCAGAGCCAUGAAGAUAAAGCCACACAUUCAUCCACACACUAGUUCACUCAAAGCCUACAACGGACAGCCCAUCAACACCAAAGGCAAGUGCAGACUCAAGGUGAAAGUUAAAGGGAAAGAACACAACCUCAUGUUUGUAGUUGUUCCAGAUGGACAUGACUCACUGCUAGGUGAUGAUGCAUGUGACAAACUAGGCUUAGUCAAGAGGGUCUACUGCAUCAACACAAACCUACAGAAGAGCAUAGAGUCAGUGGUGGAUCAGUAUCCAGACAUAUUCAAAGGGUUUGGUGUUUUACCUUUCACCUACAAAAUACAGCUAAAAGAUGAUGCACAGCCUGUUGUCCAUGCUCCAAGGCGGGUUCCAGCACCGCUACGAGAUAAACUGAAGCAGGAACUUGACCGAAUGACAUCACUGGGAGUCAUAAAAAAGGUGGAGGAGCCCACAGAGUGGGUGAAUUCGAUGGUGUGCGUCAAAAAGCAGACAGGAGACUUACGUGUGUGUAUGGAUCCUAAAGACCUGAAUGCCAACAUAAAGAGAGAACACUACCAGAUUCCUACCAGAGAUGAAAUAACAAGUGAGAUGGUUGGUGCUAAGUUCUUCAGUAAGUUGGAUGCAUCCCAGGGAUUUUGGCAGAUGAAACUGCAUGAAGAUAGCACAAAGUACUGCACAUUCAAUACGCCUUUUGGCCGCUACUCUUUCCAAAGGAUGCCUUUUGGAAUCUCAUCUGCUCCGGAAGUGUUCCACCGGACCAUGGAGCACAUCAUAGAAGGCAUUGAAGGGGUACGGGUGUACGUGGAUGACAUUGUGCUAUGGGGAUCCACACUGGAGCAGCACAAUGAGAGGCUCAUCAAAGUGCUAAAGAGAAUCCAGGAAUAUGGACUAAAACUGAACAGAGCAAAAUGUCAGUUUGGUGUGAACGAAAUCACCUUUCUGGGUGAUAAACUGUCUGGGGCAGGUGUUGAGCCAGAUAAAAGUAAAGUGAAAGCAAUAAUGGAGAUGCCACGGCCCGAAGAUAAAAAAGGUGUGUUGAGAGUGCUGGGAAUGAUUAACUUCAUUGGAAAAUUCAUACCCAACCUGUCCUCAAAAACAGUGCACCUGAGACAGCUGUUGCAUGACAAGCAGGAGUUCAAGUGGACUGAUGACCAUGAGCAGGAAUGGGCACGACUGAAAACCACUCUCACAACAGAACCAGUGCUGAUGUUCUUUGACCCAUCAAAAAAAACAAAGAUCUCCACAGAUUCAUCAAAAAACGGCAUUGGAGCUGUGUUACUACAGUCUGACAAUGAGGAUUGGAGACCAGUUGCAUAUGCGUCAAGAACAAUGACCACGGCAGAAUGUCGGUAUGCACAAAUUGAAAAAGAGUGCCUGGGACUAGUAUAUGGAUUUGAGAAAUUCCACUGCUAUGUCUACGGCCUGCCGACAUUCUUGGCAGAGACAGACCACAAGCCGUUAAUAGCCAUCAUCAAGAAAAACCUCAGUGAGAUGUCACCACGAAUCCAAAGACUGAUGAUGAAGCUACAACGCUAUGAUUUUGAGCUGAUCUACACACCAGGUAAGCACAUUGUGCUUGCGGAUGCUCUGUCCAGAGCAACAACACUGUGUGAAGCACCUAGAGAGAGCUCAACAGAGACUGAGGUGUAUCUCCAUGUGAACUUGAUAACAGAGUCACUACCUGUGUCUGACAUGAAAUCCAAGCAGAUUGCUGCUGAAACAGAGAAAGACACGGUGUUACAGAGAGUCAUUAAAAAUCUGAAUGAGGGUUGGUCGAGAGGCGACUGUCAACAGUAUUACAACAUCAGAGCAGAGCUGAGUGUUGUUAACGGCCUUCUACUUAGAAAGGACAGAAUCGUCAUCCCUCAGUCACUGAGACCAGAGAUACUGGAAAGGCUGCAUGAGGGGCACCUCGGUAUGGAGAAAUGUAAGAGGAGGGCCAGAAUGGCAGUUUACUGGCCAGGAAUUAAUGCAGACAUUGACAGGGUGGUUGCAAGCUGUGAGACCUGUUUGAAGCAUCAAACAAAACAGCCAAAGGAGCCUAUGACAAUCACAGACCUUCCAGAGGAGCCAUGGCAGAAAGUUGGAACUGACCUGUUUCACUUGGAUGGAAAGAACUACUUGCUGGUGAUUGACUAUUUCUCAAACUAUCCAGAGAUGGCGCUCCUUCCCAGCAUGUCUGCUACCUGUGUGAUCACACACAUGAAGUCAGUCUUUGCAAGACAUGGCAUUCCCCAGAUUGUCUACAGUGACAAUGGACCAUGUUACAGCUGCAAAGAAUUCCAGAGCUUCGCUGAAAAGUAUGACUUUCAGCAUGUGACUUCAAGCCCCCUUCAUGCCCAGUCUAACGGCAAAGCAGAGAAAGGAGUUCACAUUGUUAAACAACUGCUCAAGAAAGCAAAAGACAGUGGCUCAGAUCCAUAUCUGGCCCUGUUAAACUAUCGAGCUUCGCCUCUGGAACAUGGCAUGUCUCCUGCUGAGCUUCUGAUGGGACGUAGGCUACGUACCACCCUUCCCUACAUUGCAAAACAAAAGUGUCACAAAGAGGUGAGACAGAAACAAAAACAUCUACAAAAGAGACAAAAAAUAAACUAUGACAAGGCAUCAAGAAGCCUGGCGCCACUGGCAAGACAUGACACAGUAAGACUCGAGGAUUCCAACACCUGGAGCAAAAAGGCCACUGUUCUGGAGGAAGUAAGUCCAAGAUCCUACACCGUCAGAACGGCGGAUGGUCAAAUCCUGCGGAGGAAUCGUAGGAGUUUGCUGAAAACAAGAGAGACACUCCAAGAACAGACAACAGAAGAAAAUCAAGCCAGCACUGCAUCAGCUGAGCCACCAUCAGUGCCAAAUGACACCACAUCAGCUGAGCAGACCACCUCACCUGUACUGCGAAGGUCUACACGCAACAUCAAAGCACCUGACAGACUGAACCUUUGAGCAAAACAUUCAACUGCAUUGACAUUAUUGCACUUAAGAAACAGGAAAAUGUUUGUUGUUACUGUUUUGUUUAUUUUGUCAAAAAAAAAAAAAAUCAGCAAGAGAAGGAAAUUUGUGUUUAAAAAAAAAAAAAAGA
Messenger RNA from Toxotes jaculatrix (banded archerfish), 4309 nucleotides. RefSeq lists its product as uncharacterized. Lineage: Eukaryota; Metazoa; Chordata; Actinopteri; Toxotidae. The record is from RefSeq and is a predicted model, not a curated record. Gene Ontology annotation, biological process: DNA integration. The coding region runs from base 253 to 4173 and encodes 1306 amino acids. The transcript has a single exon. Gene Ontology annotation, molecular function: nucleic acid binding.